AAAGAGAGCGAAACCCCUAGAAACGAAGAACCGAAGCAAACGAAACCCUAGAGAGGCUCUCGAUGGCGGGGAGACGAUGAGCGGCGCGGCGUUGAUGGCGAGAUCGAGGGAUCUGGAUGAAGGGAAGGAGGGGAUCUGGGGGACGUGGGAGGAACUCCUCCUCGCCUGCGCCGUUGCCCGUCACGGCACCCGUCGCUGGGAUUCCAUCGCCACCGAGGUCCAGUCCCGCAUCGCUCCCUCCUCUGCUCCCUUAUUUACUCCCUCUCGCUGCCGCCAGCGGUUUGAUCUUCUUCAGCUCCGCUUCUCCGCCGCCGUCGCCACCGAUAGCGGCGGCGCCGGUGGCGGAUCCCCCGGCGAGGCCCCGUUGAUUGAAGAGCUUCGCAAGCUCCGCGUCGCUGAACUCCGCCGCGAGGUCGAGCGAUCCGACCACUCGAUCGUGUCUCUGAAAUUAAAGUUGAAAAAUCUAAAAGAAGGAGAAGGGGAACGACGUCUCUCUGGCGGAUUGGAUCCGGAAACGGACCAGAAUCCGAAACCCGAAUCGCCGGGAUCCACCGAAGAAGAAGAAGAAGAGCUCGCACGGGAUCGGGUUUCCAGAGAGUCCUCGAAGGAGUCCAACUCCACCGAUCCGAAGGGAAACGACGGGAAACUCGAUGAUGAAGCCGGAGAGUGUACGGCCGGGGUUGGGAAACGGGAAACGGAGCCGGCCACGGCGGGGGGUGAUCAUCGCCUCGCUGAGUCACGGGAAUCGGGUGAGUCAGCGGCCGAGUUGAAGCCCAGCGAUGCGGAUGAGACCAGCGAGGGGCGGACGUCGGCAAGCCAUGCGCGGCAACCCCGGCGAAGACGGCGGAAGGCACCGUUGGCCAGUAGCAGCGGCGGUGGCGGUGGUGGCGGCGAGCCGGAGGCGGACGCAGUCUCGUUGCGCGGCGGGACAACAUCGCAGCCGUUCGUUAAGAUCCUCGAGAUGAUCCGCGGGAGCGCGUCAGGAUCCGUUUUCGAGCGCCGACUCGAGAGCCAGAAUACGGCAGAAUAUCGUGGAAUGAUCAGGUGCCACGUGGACCUGGAGAUGAUCAGCGAGAAGAUCGAACGGUUAGGAGCGGCGUACACAAGGACAGAGUUUUUCCGGGAUCUCUUGCUGCUCUGCAUUAACGCUAUCGUGUUCUAUCCCUUGAACUCGAAGGAAUCAAUCGCAGCCGUUCAUCUUCGUGACCAGAUCUCGAAGGAGAUGGCCUCGACCCAUCAACCGUCCCCGUCGCCGCAACCGCAAGCACCACCACCGCCGGCUGUGAAGACCAUCAAAGCGGAUCCGCAUCUCGGUUCGUUGCUUGAAAAGUCCGAAUCCACUAUCCCACUGAUUGCUUGCCGGAAACGGAGCUCCAUAACCAGUAAGAAGACGAAUCCGGAUCCGAAGGUCAAGAGGAAGGCGGAUCCGGAUCCGGAUCCGGAACCAGAUUCUGAUCCGGAUCCGAAACCGAAACCAAAGAAGAAGACUAAGGAGCGGCCUGAUCCAUCGCCGCCGCCGCCGCCGCCACCACCACCACCGCCACCCGCACCUUCACGUGGGUUUAGGACGAGCAAGAGCCGGUUCCUCAAUCAAAGCCGUCGAUCUAAUCCGUCCACGACCACGAAUCCCAAAGCAGAGGAAGCGGAGGUAGAGGCAAAGCCGGAGAAAAAGAACACGGGCGGCGCCGCCGCGGCGGCGCUGGCCAAGAAGAGGGGUGCGGCAACCCUCUUGAAACGGAUUAAGCGGACGCCGGAAGAGAACGAGAAUGUAUCGCCUCCAUCCUCCACUGUUUCCGGCGAUAAGACGGCCGGAAAGAAGAAAACAGGAAAGGGCGAUGGCCGGCGAGCGCCGGAGCCGAGGAGGAGUAACCAGAAGACGGGUAAAAAGGCAGUGAAGGUGCCAGGUCCGGCGAAGCGGGUGAGAGAGGAGGUUGAGGCUGCGAAACCCUCACCGGCGGCGAAGAAGCGGAGGAGGAGGUGACUGGCAUGUUUUGUAAAUUAUGUGAAAUAGUUGGGCCUUUGUUUUGCGUUGGUUUUUUUG
This is a messenger RNA of Dioscorea cayenensis subsp. rotundata (Guinea yam), 2041 nucleotides long. Its product is annotated as serine/arginine repetitive matrix protein 1-like. Lineage: Eukaryota; Viridiplantae; Streptophyta; Magnoliopsida; Dioscoreales; Dioscoreaceae. Bases 77 to 1981 code for a protein of 634 amino acids. Gene Ontology annotation, molecular function: protein binding. The transcript is spliced from 3 exons. The record is from RefSeq and is a predicted model, not a curated record.